Molecule: messenger RNA, 327 nt
Organism: Aspergillus pseudoviridinutans
Lineage: Eukaryota; Fungi; Ascomycota; Eurotiomycetes; Eurotiales; Aspergillaceae
Exons: 3
Coding region: 1-327 (108 amino acids)
Source: RefSeq, a predicted model, not a curated record
AUGGCCACAGACAGCACUGGCGCCUGGGCAUUGUGGUUCCUAAUGCUCGGUGUUUAUUCAGUUAUCACAAUCUCGUUACUGUUUGUUGGUACCAUUAGUGCAUCCUGGAUUGGAGUCAAGCUGCGGGGGAAACCCACUCUAGCGUUUCGGUUCACUGAAAACGGCAAAGAGACCAUGGUGUACGUCUACAAUAUUGAACACUGGCUCAUUCGCGCUAUCGUUGAUGAUCUUUUCGCACGGAAGGCAAAAGUGGAGGUCUUAGAGGCUCAGAACGAACAGCUCUGCGUAUCAAAUGACAAACUUGAGGGCAAAUCGCAAGCCUCAUAG